Messenger RNA from Diabrotica balteata, 1317 nucleotides. NCBI's taxonomy places the organism in Eukaryota, Metazoa, Arthropoda, Insecta, Coleoptera, Chrysomelidae. The record is from the annotation of a GenBank genome assembly.
AUGAAAUGGUGGAACGAUUAUUGGUUAAAUGAAGGUUUCACGACAUUAUUUGAAUAUCAAGGUGUAGAUCAGUAUAUUCCGGAAUGGAGAAUGAUGGAACAAUUUAUUAUAGAUAAAACCCAACCUGCCCUAGCGUUAGAUGCACUAGCAUGUAGUCAUCCUAUUUCUGCAAAUGUGACCGAUCCGUCUGAAAUUGAUGCUAUUUUUGAUACUAUUUCUCUAAAUAAGGGUACUGCCGUUUUGUACAUGUUGGCAAAUUUUUUACACAAAGAAAAUUUAGAAAAUGGCCUUAACGACUAUCUUAUUUCCUAUAAAUACCAGAAUGCUGAAAUGAAGGAUCUUUGGAAUGUUUUAUCAAAAAACACCAACCAAACUUUGGAUGUAAAAGUGGUAAUGGACACGUGGACGAAUCAGAUGGGCUUUCCACUUGUAACUUUAAAGCGAGAGAAUAACACUAUUGUCGCCACACAAAAAAGAUUUUUGGUUACAGUCGAAAAAGGAAACAAUACACAUCAUGCACUGCCUCCUUCUGGUUAUGAUUAUAAAUGGCAUAUCCCUCUAACUUACUUCAGUAAUAAUGACAGCGAAGUUAAAUAUGUGUGGAUGAAUAUGACUGAAACAAAAUUUGAAGUUGGCGACAUAAAGUGGAUCAAAGCCAACGUAAACCAAACAGGCUUCUACAGGGUUAUGUACGACGACGAUAUUUGGGCAUCAUUAAUUAAGGUCUUGAAAACCAAUCACAAGGUUUUUAGUGCCGCCGACAGAGCCAGUUUAAUUGAUGAUGCAUUCUCUUUAUCCAGAGCUGGAGUUCUCAACGUAAGUGUAGCAUUAGAACUAUCCUUAUACUUAAAUAAUGAAAGGGAUUAUGCUCCUUGGGCAGCUGCUAUAGAACACUUGAAAUCUUGGGCUCGAAGAUUAUCUGAAUCUUUAGCAUACAAAUCUUUCCUGAAGUAUUUAAUAGAAACUCUGGAUACGAACCUAGUGAAACCCGAAGAUGUAAAACUGGUUCUAGAAGUAGUAGCCGCAAAUCCAGAAGGAAGACUAUUAGCAUGGAGACACCUAAAAGCCUAUUGGCCUACAAUGCACUCCCUAUACGGAAAUAGUACAAUGUUAAUGGGAAAUCUCAUAUCAGCUGUUACAGCACACUUGUCUACACCAUAUGAUUUUUACGAGGUAUCAACAUAUUUUAAUGGCAUGGACGUAGGAUCAGCUUCAAGGGCAUUAGAGCAGAGCUUAGAAAUAAUUCAGUUGAAUAUCAACUGGGUUUCGCAGAAUGAGGAAGAAGUGAACAAUUGGCUUCGUAAAAAUUUGAAAUAG